CAGAUGACCCAGGAGCAGUACAUCCUUGCGGCGCAGCCCAACCCACUCCACCAGCGGGGGGCAUCGGUUUGUGGUGCCCAGGUUUACCCAGCAGUGGGAAUCUACGGCUGGAGGAAGAGAUGCUUGUACUUCUUCAUCCUACUCCUCCUCGUCACCAUGAUCGUCAACCUGGCACUGACCAUCUGGAUCCUCAAAGUCAUGAACUUCACUCCGGAUGGCAUGGGAAAUCUGCGGGUGACCAAAGAAGGUGUCAGAUUGGAGGGAGUGUCCGAAUUCCUAUUGCCUUUAUACGUCAAAGAGAUCGAGUCUCGUAGGGACAGUCCAUUGAUCCUCCAGUCCGACAGAAAUGUCACUGUCAAUGCUAGGAAUGAUCAGGGACAACUGACUGGUCAGCUAACCGUGGGUUCAGAAAUGGUAGAGGCCCAGUGUCAGAGGUUUGAGGUGAGGAGUACAGAUGGAGAGAGAGUUCUGUUCUCUGCAGAUGAAGAAGAGAUCAGCAUCGGCACCGAGAAACUUAGAGUCACAGGGAAUGAAGGCGUGGUGUUUAGCCAUUCCGUAGAGACAUCACAUGUACGGGCAGAACCCUUCCAGGACCUAAAGCUGGAGUCCCCGACUCGAACCUUGACCCUGGAGGCCCCCAGAGGUGUGGAGGUCAAUGCUGGAGUGGGAGACUUUACAGCAUCCUGUAGGAAAGACCUCCUGUUGCAGUCUUCAGAAGGAGAGAUCUUUCUAGACGCCAACACCAUCAGGCUGGGCAACAUUCCCCUCGGCAGUGCUGUGGACCCCCUGGAGGGGGCGCCAGCUGGUACCACCUACACCAAACAGACUGUGUACGAGCUUUGUUCCUGCGCUAACGGCAAGCUCUACCUGUCCCCGGCUGAGAAAGGCUCUACCUGCCAAACCACCAGUAACUUUUGCCUCUGGAGCUGAAAGUGGGAGGUUGACAGACACUCGGGACAUAUGGACUAUUAGAGUUUGAAGCUAAAGCUAGCCAACAGACUGAAUCAACAUGGAUUAUGGCUUGGUGGGAAGCUAAUGCCAGCUAACAGACCGAAUCAAUAUGGAUUGUAGCAUGGUGAGAAGUUCAUAUCCGUUAACCAAUCGACUCAUAUGGAUUACAGCUCGGCAGGAAGCUAAUUCUUGCUAACAGACCAAUCAACGUGGACUGUGGCUUGGUGUGAAGCCAGCUAAAGGACUGACUCAACCUGGACUAGAGAUUGGUGAGAAGCUAUUGCCAGCUCAUUGACCAAAUAAUAUGGAUUGGUCAGCUAAUGCUGGUCAGGAGGAUGGAUGACUUGGUGGGAAGCAAAAGCCAACAAGGUUAGCUGGAGGGUUUGAUGCUAUGACUGCUCAUGAACAUGGAAGAACAGUCUCCCUCUGAGGCUCCCGUUGGCUGGCUUUGCCAUUGUUUAAUUGCUGCCAUGAUGGUUUCUGAAAGUCACAAGGAUUAUAUUUGGGGGUUUCCUGAGAACAACAAACUCUCUUACAAUAAAAAGUGAGUUGUGUGUUCACUGUAUGGCCAAAAUGUCCUGGAAAACACGCCCCCUUGCUUUUGUUAGGAUAAACAGAUCUGAUGAUGGACUGCAAACUCGCUGGCAGGGACACGGACAAGGACUCCGGGUUAACCUUUCAGUUGGCUAACAGACAUCAGUGUGGACCUUGGUUUAGCCCUCGGGUAACUAACAAGUAAAUCAGACAAUGGUUUAGUCUAGUGGGAAGCUAAGGCUAGCUAACGGACCAAUCUAUACCAGAAAGGCCUUCCCCCUCCCCCUCUAGUCUUUCAACCCAAACGUUGACGUGUGACCCUUCGACAUAAAUCUACACCUGGUAGUGAAAAUGCUCUCCAACCCCACUUUUCAUAGGAUAACUAAUGCAAAUAAAUGUUCUUCAAUCUUGCAUUCACCAGCUUUUUCCCGCAUAUAUUUUUGGCCUUUUUUUUUAUCUUUCCUUCAAAUCAAAUCUUUUACUUGAUUCUACUUCUCUUGAUAUCCUGUUCUUUUUACUUUCAACAUAUCUGUAAUCCUUUAUCUUGCCAUAUUUUGCUGCUGCUCUCCUUUAUCUUUUCUCUAUGCUCUAGUUAUUUUGGUUUGUCUAUGCAUCAAUUUGCACUGGACUGGUAAAGAAAAUGUAACUCUGCCUAUCCACUUUCUUCCACUGGUCUGGUUAAAAAAAACAGAAAACAUUGUUCUAUCUGCUUUCUUCCACUGGACUGGUUUUAAAAACAUUUUUACUAGACAUCACAGCUGUACCAGAUGCAGUUUCUCCGCCUCACAGUCUGUUCCCACAUAUUUUUGGUUUCCGUCUCUCUGGAGUCAUUCUAUCUGAGACAGAAAGCAAAUGGAAUAAUAAAAAGAAGUGGAAAGUGAGUUAAGUCUUAUGUUAAAUUAAGGCUGAGGUGGGUGCUAUAGCAGACCAAUCUUUUUAUGGUAUGGGGCCAAACCUCCAGUCAGGCAAUUGCCAGACCAAUUUUGGUCUUGCAAUGAAGUAUUAUACAUUUUCAUCCUGUGUUCCCUGUCUGUCAGACUUUUUAUUUCACCCUUUUUGCAUAACCUUUCUGCUCUUCUUGCCAAGACCUUGCUCUCCUCAGUCAUAUCUGUUUUCUGUGUCAUUGAGAGACAUUUCUGCUCUCUGUCUCUUUUCUUCCCUCUCUCCUACAGUAUUUUUACCUCUCAUUACUCCUUGCUCAGCCUCCUCACCACUCUCUAUUUUCUUUCCAGCACUUACAUUUCUCAUGAUUUCCUAUCUUCUUGUUUGUUGUCUCUUACCCAAUCACUCACCAAAUGGCAUAUAUUCAUAUUUUUUGUUUCUUUACUCUUUAAUCUCCCUUGGCCAUCCCAAACUCAAAUGUCAGGAAAAUGUCCCUUAGCCCUCACACUAUCCCCCUUUUCAAAAGUUCUGCAGCCUAAGCAUGAAAAGUAUAAAAAAUAUUAUUUUGGAGGUUAUUUUUUAUAUAUCAAUCAGUCUCAGAUGGGGGGGGUUCAAUGUGAAUGGCCUCGAGCUGGCUAACCUAGCGCCCCACCUCUGUGAUGGCUGGAAAUCAUAGGAAAUCAGCAAAUUUGCGUGGCAGAGAUCCCCCUGAAUGAAAUUAUGGAUGGAUUAUGGUUGCAUUUGUAUGGACUCAACUGGAUUAAGGCCCUGAGGCGUACUUUCUUUUUUUAAAACAAAGUGAUACACAGGUGCCUUUGCUGCUGUUGGUAAAAGCACAUCACAGUCUGAACGUUCACACUACCCUCAGUGGACCAUCUGCAAGUGUCUCUGGAAAAAUCUAUGUAUUUAUCAAUCUACCUAUCUAUCUAUUUAGUUUUCGGUCUUUUUCCUCCCCUUCUCUCCUGGUUUUGUAGAACUCUCAGUAUAUCCAGCUGAAAAAAGAACAAUUCAAACCUGGUUUAAAGUUUAAUUUUCUGAUGUGUUCCCUUAUGGUUUUAUUCUUGAUAAUAAAAAAGCA
Messenger RNA from Morone saxatilis (striped sea-bass), 3445 nucleotides. RefSeq names its product zeta-sarcoglycan. Gene Ontology annotation, cellular component: sarcoglycan complex; sarcolemma. NCBI's taxonomy places the organism in Eukaryota, Metazoa, Chordata, Actinopteri, Moronidae. Bases 4 to 930 code for a protein of 308 amino acids. The transcript is spliced from 7 exons. The record is from RefSeq and is a predicted model, not a curated record. Gene Ontology annotation, biological process: cardiac muscle tissue development; heart contraction.